This is a messenger RNA of Diatraea saccharalis (sugarcane borer), 2657 nucleotides long. Lineage: Eukaryota; Metazoa; Arthropoda; Insecta; Lepidoptera; Crambidae. The record is from the annotation of a GenBank genome assembly.
ACUCCUAUUUACAUAGAUUCAAUUUACGGAAUUUCACAUUAACAUAUACCGUGAAAGCCGGUAUGUUGAAAAAUAUUAGUAACUCUUGGGAUUUACCAAAAUGAGUUGGUAAGUGUAACAAUUUUGUAGAAAGACCCUGUUUUUAGGCGAUUAAUAUUAAAGUUUGGAACACGCUAAGUUCAAUUAAUGACGCUUGGUAAAUGAGUAUAACAUUUAGAAAAUAAAACAACGAGUAUUUCUUAAUCUUAACUUUCAAUUGCCUGUUAUCAAAAACAUUACUGAAUGUUAAAUAUUAUUAUAAUGAUAUUUUUUACUUGUUAUUAUUGUUAAUGAUAAGCAUUACAAUAUAUCUUCAUAAUUAAUGAAAUAAUUUACUUAUUUAUAUACGAAUACCAAGUCCAAGCAUAGAACACGGAGAACCAUUGUGAAAUUUGUACCACUAUAUAGUCAAUUAAUAAAUUACUUAAUAUUUAUAGAUAUCUAGUGUUACAUCGCAUUAUAUUUAUGAAAAGCGUUAGACCAAUAUAUAUAAUGUUCCCGCAGUAUCCUGUAAAUCGGCUACUGGGUGUUGCCGGAGUCGAUAUUCCGAUCGACCAUUUGAAGCUAAUUCUGCCUUACUAUCAGUUGGGUGCCGGAGGAUCAUUGUUUUUAAUCGAUCAUCGCGGAAAUAUAGUCCUACACGAUAACCUCAAACCAGUGUUUGACGGUGAUAUUUUGAAACCCGGUUACCGUACAGUGGACUUUAUAGAUCUUGAGCAAUCAGCUGUAGCUCAUGAACCUAGAGAUUAUCCACAGGACUGGAGAGAGGUAAUAAAACUAUGAUUAGCCAUACAAUAUAAUAAGUAAUUAACCUUACAUUGAAUAAAACAAUCCCACUGAUAACUAUUUUUUCUGCGACCCAUUGCAAAAUUUACGAUUAAAAUAGACUUUUUCAGAUAUAAAAUAAACAUAUUUAUAAUAAAUAUUUUUAAUACAAAAACAAAGAUUUUUUUACGGAUAUAUUGAAAAUGCGACAAUUUAAGGUGUUUUAGAGUCUUCUCUGCUUUUCAGUUCCGUAAAUCAGUAGUGAUAACUCAGACUAAAGGCAGUAGGACGAUGUACGGAAAGAAUAUAUACGAGUACGGAAUAAGAGCAAGCCUGGAAGAGAGGGAAUACCACUGGAGGAGAGUGAUCAACCAUUAUACGGCUGUCGUGGUGUUGCCACCGUAUGGAAGGCGACACGUUGUUCCAGAUAGUACCUUCACGAAACAAUUAGCCGAAGCCGCAUUAAAAACUUUAUCUAGGAGUGACUUUGCUGUACAACCUGAUUGGCUAUACUGUCGACAUGUAGAGCCAUACUUCGACAUGAGAGAGUCUGAAGUCCUGCAUUUUAUCAGACGACGAAGCGACGAGCCCAACUUCGUUAUGACCAAGCUGAAACAUUUGUACUCUAACAUACCACCAGGAUUAUUCGACAAGACUUAUCAGUGUAACGAACAGCUGAUGGCCCGCUUGUGUAAGGAGGCGGUUGCUACCAGCAGUUGGAUCAACGACCACGAGAUGGAGUGCACGACCUGCCAACUAGGAGCCGUUACUGCGUUCUUUGCUGGCGAGGGUGGGCUGACACGGUGGCAGCAAUACCGCGUGACCAGUACCCACGCUCCGGCUCCGACCGGUGCGGCGUGGCCGUACGGGCCCGCGGAGCCGUGGUACCGGCGUGCCGUCGCCGCCGCCGGGGAGCUCACCGUGCACGCGCCCGUCAUGCCGGUACGACGGAUGAGGAACACGGACGCUAGCCCGCCGCCGGUGAGCGAAUCAAAUCAAAACUAUAAUUGCAGGAAACUAAUUUUAAGAUUAUUUCUAUGUACGUGCCGUAUCAUCAGAAUUUUUGUUAUUCACAUGCAAACUGUAAAGAAAAGUCAUUUUAUUAGACUCCUUCGGCUCAGUUUAGUAUAUUGGAAGAGUUCCAUUUUGUUCUUUUUUAUUAUUCAAUAGCAUACAAAAUAAUAUUUACCUUAUAUCUGUAACUACCCCCUUAACUUGUUGGGCUCGAAGGAUCAUAUGGAAACCUGAGACGCCAUUUGCUUUAUUUGAGCAUAAUAAUUAAAAAAAAAUUAAAGUUACCAAGUAAUAAAAAUGUUCAUUCAUGUUUUUAGGGAGGUACUAGAGCGGAAUGGCUGACGGCGGCUCGGGUGGUCACCAACCUGGACAAGAGUAUCAUCGGCGUAGCCGGCUACCACUUUCAUCCCCAGCAUUUACACGACCUCCUCGACUCUGUCACUAACAAUACAUGUGAUCUAGAAGAUCCCGAGUGCAAGCCCAGCUGCGAUGGUGUAGAGUGGAGUUGCGUGCUAGUGGACGAAGGCGGGUGGGUGGUGGCGGGGGUGGGCGCGGAGGCGGAGGCGGAGGAGGGGGCGCGGGCGCACCUGGCCGCGACACACCCGGGCGCGAUGGCGGCGCUGCUCGGCGCGAGGGUGUUCACACUCAACUGGCUGCACGACUACCAGGGCGUCUGCUUCCCAUACACCGACGAGAGGUCUUCUGCUUCUCUGGUCGGUGUUGUGUGCGAUGAUCUGAUUAAUAUUUUUAUUCAUACCACAUGUCGUGAAUCUUCCUUUUGACAGAUUGAACCCAACAGAUUCCAAUGAUGACCGAACGAAUGUAAGAUGCCAUCCAUA